Pseudovirgaria hyperparasitica is the source of this 849-nucleotide messenger RNA. Its product is annotated as ferredoxin reductase-like protein. Gene Ontology annotation, molecular function: oxidoreductase activity. NCBI's taxonomy places the organism in Eukaryota, Fungi, Ascomycota, Dothideomycetes, Acrospermales, Acrospermaceae. Gene Ontology annotation, cellular component: mitochondrion. The record is from RefSeq and is a predicted model, not a curated record. The coding region runs from base 1 to 849 and encodes 282 amino acids. The transcript is spliced from 3 exons.
AUGGCAGCAAAAGCAUACCUUAGUCACCAGGAACGAACUGCCAAUGAGCCGCGGGACCCAACACUACACAGCGUCAAGGUCAGAGAUAUCGAACAGGUUGUUAAUAGCAUUAGACUCAUUCGGCUUGUCCCGAAUGAAACACAGCCCACAAUCAAGUUUCUGCCUGGUCAGUGGCUUGAUGUACAUAUUCCUGGAAUAUACAAAGCUGGGGGCUUCACACUCACGUCUACACCAGAAGACUUGUCUCCCUCAACAGAUGAUGAAUACCCUUACUUGGAACUAGCGAUUCAGAAUGCUCCAAGCAAUCCUGCUGCCGCUUGGCUAUGGCGUCCUCAGCAUGAGAUACUGAAAUCGGAUCUUGACGUUAGAGUCGGCGGAAGCUUUACUUGGCCUCCAUCUACCAUCAAGCCUGAACGCAUACACAAGGUCGUUCUUGUUGCAGGUGGGAUAGGCAUCAAUCCGCUCAUAUCGAUAUGCUCUGCAUUGAGUAGGAGUAGCCACAUCAACUCCAUCAAGGUGCUGUAUUCUACCAGAUUGACGACUAGUUCAUCAAAGGUUUUGUUUCUAGAACGUUUGAAUGCGUUAUCACAGAAACAGUCGACAACGACAGUCCAACUUUUCUUGACAGGGUCAACGCCUCUUGAGAGAACGUGUGAAUCAAUGAAGGCUGCUAAGUUGCAGCGAAUCCGACUCGACGAUCUGAUCGAUGCUAUUGGCCCAGCUACAGGGAGAGCUUCUACCAUCUGCUAUGUUUGUGGCCCAUCUAAGAUGACCGAUGAUGUCGUUAAAUACCUUGCGGCGCAGGAAGGCAUGGAUCGUUCGCGCGUGCUUUGCGAGAAGUGGUGGUGA